AUGCGCCCUGUUCCUUCGGGUUAUCAUGGGGAUUAUGGAGACUGUGAACCAUCGCCCCAUUAUCCUCCUGUCGGUGGAACUGGCUGUGUACUAAUGAUCUAUGGUAUUGAUCAUGAAAAGCUGAAUUGCGAGAAGUUGUUCAAUCUGUUAUGUCAAUAUGGAAAUGUCCUCAGGAUUCGUUUUAUGGCUACAAAGAAAGAUACGGUGAUGGCUGAACUUGGAACUCCAACAGCGGUCGGGAACGCCAUAAAGUAUCUGCAAGGAAUCACAUUAUUUGGGCUCACACUGCAAUUGAAGCCUAAGCAUUCAGGCUGCCGUGCGAGACGUGACGUGUUUGCUGAGCGAGAAGCUCCAGAGCUUAAAUCAGUAACAGUAUUCGUUGGACGAAGUGAUAGGUCAUCGUCGGGGAUCGUUGAAUUGGAGAGUAUUGAGAAGGCCAAUGAAGCUCUUGCUCUGGUCAACCACACUCCUGUUGUGAGCCCACUUGGAAAGACUCCGUAUAUUGUGAAGCUGGCUUACGCUACACCUUCGCGGCGACACGGUGACUCAUCGGAGGAGGUCGGAGGAGGUGAAGGUGGUGGCGGUGGACCACCACGUGGAGGUCCUCGAGGGGGAUUCCGGGGAAGUAGACGGAAUGACCGUAAAGCUCUAACAGAAGAAAUAGAAAAAGCCAUCGAGCGGUCACAUGCAGAGGAUCGAGUACGAAAACCAAGAUCAGAAUCGGACUCUGAAGAAGCGGAUGCUGAGAAGGAUCCUUCCGGCAGUAACGAUGUUGCUAAAAAGGUCACAACGGUUAUUCCCAACUCACCCGCUGCCGAGGGAGGUCUGAGAGCCGAUGAUAUGAUUAUCCAAUAUGGAGAUUUGCAUGCUGGAAAUUUCAAGGAAAUGAAGGAAGUCUCCACCACAACAGCAAAACUUGAAGGGCAGAAGUUGAGAGUAACAGUUCUGCGAAAUGGGAGACCUGUCCGUCUUGAGAUCUUUCCCAAGCGCUGGUCAGGAAAUGGUAUUCUGGGUUGUGGUAUAGUUCCAACGACAACUUCUGAUGUUAUCUAA
Messenger RNA from Ostertagia ostertagi, 1053 nucleotides. Lineage: Eukaryota; Metazoa; Nematoda; Chromadorea; Rhabditida; Trichostrongylidae. The record is from the annotation of a GenBank genome assembly.